Durusdinium trenchii is the source of this 1770-nucleotide messenger RNA. The record is from the annotation of a GenBank genome assembly. NCBI's taxonomy places the organism in Eukaryota, Dinophyceae, Suessiales, Symbiodiniaceae.
UGGCUCAAAGUGGAAGGCUCAUUGGCCGGGGACUCUAGGCAAUGGAGACACUUGGGCAGCUUCCGGAACAUGAGGUCGUGGUAGUGAACACCUUCUUGGAGGUCAAGGAGAAGAGACGGAAGGGCUUGGAACGUGCUGGAACUGCUCCGGCUCGUACCUUGGGAUCGCUCCAAGACGAGCUCGAAGACGAGGAGCUCGGUGAGGAGCCGAAGGAAGACGGGCUCGAAGACGAGGGGCUCGUCGUCUCGCAUACGACACCGGAGACGCCGGAGCAGACGCCGGAGCAGACGCCAGAGCAGAAACCUGCCGAGAAGGAGGACUGCGACGGAAAGAAAGCCAGAGGAAGUCGAAGACGACCGAGCUUACAGAGGUUUGACACGCCCGACCUGUGGGAGCAACAACAAAUCCUUCUCGGAGAAUUUCCUGUGCCACAGUCGCCAGAAGAGCCAACAGUGGCACAGGCUCAUGCCGUUGCGAGUCUGCCUGAGGAGGUGGCAGCUGCGGCAUCACCUCCCACGAUCAACUACACCCCAGCGCCAAGCUCCUCGCAAGCGACGCCAGCGAUGCCUCAGUUGCCGCCACAGGUGGCCAUGCUCCUCAUGGCGCCGGUGGCAUGCCCAGUGCAAGUGACGCCCGUUGGAUCGCCCUGCCGAACGUCGCAGGCGGAGUCGGAGCCUCCCCGGGUGUUGCUCGGGAGGACGUUAUCUCCGCGUCCCGAGGACGAACCUCGUGAGAAGCCGAGGAUCGAUGCCGCCCCUGACCCCCGGCGUUGGUCGGCUUCGCUGAAACCUCGUGGAGGGACGACCGCGGUGUCACCGCGCACCAUGCGACCGCGCCAAGCGACUCCCGGAAAAACAAACAUCUUAGGCCAGCUACUUGGGAGCCAUGCGCUAGUGCAAGUCAUCCAAAGACAUCGUCGUCCGACGUGACGUGCAAAGAGAGAAAACACAGCAGAAAACACCAAGUCUUUCACACCACCGCAGCGUCACCAUGAACGUCCAUCCGACGGGUCUGGGUCACCUAGCUGGACGACCGUCGACACUGGGCGUUCGGCGUUGGCCAUCGCCCAGGCCCACACAGGAGACGAGCCAGAGUGGUCCGCUGCCGCCCGGUGCCUUGGAGCAAAGCAGCACGGCCAUCGGCAGCGAACGGAUUCGCUGGUGCGUCGACGGGCAAAAACUGGAGUCGCACGCCGAGAAGCUGAUCAGCCCGGAGUUUAAGCUCUAUAUUCCUGGAACUGGCGAGAGCCAACCCUUCCGCAUCAUGAUCCUGGCGAAUGAGACCGGGGGCAAGCAUGGUGCUGGCUUCAAGAAGGCCAAGGGUCGAGGGAACAUCGAACUCAAAUGCUUCGGCUCUGUAGAGGGCGAACACAGCACUUCGAUGCUGGUGACGGUGGGCAGUGGUGGUCGAAAACAGAAAGCGCGGGAGCCGGUGCGGCAUAGCUUCGCGGAGAAGAGUUGCUGCCUGUUGCCGAAAGGGCGGGAUCCUGCUUGGGAUCUCAAAGCAGCAUUGUGCAAAGAGACGAAGUGUGUCGAGCUUUGUAUAGAGGUUCUACCGGAAUAAUUCGCCUAGAGAUGCACCUGCGAAAGACAGGAGGCCUUAAGCAAAAUUCGUGGUUUCACCCGGAGAAAGAGCCAGAAGGUAGCGAGCCAGCCGUGUUUAGUGUUAUCCCAAAAGUGCGUUCGAGUGCGUUCUUCGCGUAUGACACUGCGCAGAUGACCAAAGUUCUCAAGACGUCAGAAGAUCGAUUGGACCGAAGAUGGUUCUUCC